This is a messenger RNA of Porites lobata, 2804 nucleotides long. The record is from the annotation of a GenBank genome assembly. NCBI's taxonomy places the organism in Eukaryota, Metazoa, Cnidaria, Anthozoa, Scleractinia, Poritidae.
ACGCUAUUGAAGCUUUAUAAAGCCUUUAUUUUGCCACAUUUUUACUACUGUUCUUCUGUGUGGCAUUUCUGUGGUGCGCGCAAUGCCGACAAAGUGGAUAACCUGAAUAAGCGCAUUUUUAGGUUUAUACUACAGGACUACAGCUCUCCAUAUGACAUUUUACUAAGCAAAGUAAACAUGAAAUCUCUAUUCAUUAGACGCCUCCAGAACUUCAUGAUCACAUUAUAUAAGAGUCUGUUCUUUGCGAAUUAUCCAGGUUAUUUAAAAGAUAUGUUCCCCGUACGGUCUUUAUCCUACAAUUUGCGCGGAAAUCAUAUCCUGGCCCUUCCCAACCCAAAACCAACGACUUACGGUCUGCACUCCUUUUCAUACUUAGCUAGCAAAAUAUGGAACUCUCCCCCGGACACUUACAAAACAUUAAAUUUUCUAGAAUUCAAGCAGGAGAUCCUCAGAUAUGAAGCUUUUCCACAGUAGAUCUACAAGUUAUAUUUUCCUCUGCAUGCAUAAUGUUGUAUAUAGUUUAUAAAUAAUAUUAGCAUUGUAAUAGAGCAUAUUUUAUUUUAUUUCAACUUAGUUUCUCGAAGAUAUUAGCUCUACCGCUACUCUGUAAAUUUGGAGCGUAAAUAAAGUAUAUGUAUGUAUAUGUAUGUAACGGGUCGAAACCUGAGUUCGCGAUAUGUCAUGCAACGUUAGUCAGCGGAUACUCUGUUUAAAUAGCUGUCAAUUGAUCACGACAUGGUUGUCCAAUAUUAGUUUUCAGACUCCCACACCAGCUAGAACGUGUGAGAUUAUAAAUUGUUUGCCCUGUGGUGAGGACGGACAGGUGGAGCUAGGUGGACUAACCGGACUUUCGGUCACGUGACUAUUAAAAUUUCUCGGAUGGACCGACGGCCAACCUCUCUCAGCUAUGAGGCUUUGCUCACGCGUGGAGCUCCGCUAUUAGGCACUUACUACACUGUAUUACCUUAUCGCAUAACUUUCGAAUUCGAAUCUGUGGUGUAGCCACGAGAGAUUGCAGAAUUUUCUUAUUCUUCAUUUCGUGUUUUGCGUUGCAUGAAGUUGAUUUAAUUAAAAUAACUACAAAAACCGAGGACGAAGAUCUUGCUGGUUAUAAACGUUGGAUCUCUGCUAAAGAGAUCUAAUCAGCCAAAUAUUAAGAAGCAAAACCGAGAAGUCCAAAGACCACUGCGAAGCUGAUCAGAACAACGUGUACUGUUUUUUCAUAACAAUAUUUCGGCUGGCCAUAACAGCCUUCUUCAGAAACAUCUGUAAACCUGAAGAAGGCUGAUAUGGCCAGCCGAAAUAUUGUUGUGAAAAAACAAUACACGUUGUUCUUAUCAGCUUUGCAGUAGUCUUUGGACUUCUCGGUUUUAGUUUCGUUAGUACUUUUGUUAUCGCGUUCCGCGGUGUAGUUUUUUGUUAGCUUUUUCUAUAUGCGUAAUGGAGCCAAUUCUUCCCUGAAAUGCGAUGUUCACAGGAGAUUUCCAUUAGAACGUAUCAUAACCAAUUAAGCCAUAAGAUUAUUAUUACAACCUCAGCUCAGAAAGAAAAAAAAUAUAUUUUCUUGGAACGACUGCUAAUAAAAAGAAAUCUGUUGAAGAGAAGGAAAGACCCCGGGGAGAGAGAAAAAAUUGAGCAGCAAGAGAAUGGGCUGCUAGGCUGCAAGUAAUCAGUUACUAGGACAGAGCGCUAGCCAAUAAUGUUGCUGCGUUUGUCUAAGAGCAGCGAAAAAGUGAUUGAUUAUUACUGCUAAGUCAUAAAAGUUUAUACACAAACAACAGGAGAUUUUGUAUUUCUUAAUCAAACAGAAGUUAACCAAAUUCAGUGGUUUUUACAGCAAAAGAAUUAGCCCCGUGGUGUUUUUAGCGCCCACCAGUGAUUGAACUUAUUGUUUUCCUUGUUUGUUUCCAAAAAAAAUAAAAGAAAGAAAUCAAGAAAGGAAGAAAAAAAUGACAGUUUUGCAGUCUAAAAGCAGUUGAAAAGUUAGUACCACCAAAUCCGUUCCUGCUGAUCAAUAACAAAACGCCAAAAGUCCUCGACGCUCAAGCUGAAUAUAUACUAUAAAAAGUUGGAAAUGAAGGAAUGCACGUAGUUAACCUGUAACAGGCCUUCCGAUAGUUGGGGGAAACUUUAGCUAGAAAAAAUGGCGAAGGGGCGCUGUUAGGGAGAGAGGGCGAAAGAACCUCUUUUCGUCCUCCUACUCUCUCCCUCUUACUCUCUCCCCAGUCUAGCUCUCUGUUUUCAGCCUCAUUCCAGACCUUUUGUUUGAAUGCUCGCGCGUACUUGAAUACGCAAAAAUACGGACUGUUUUGCAGUCUACAACUCUUGGAUGUUAGAUAUAAAUUCCAAAAAGACCAAAGUUAUGAUCUUUCAAAAACGAGCGAAGAAAAACUCCAAUCUAGAAUUCCAUAUAGGUAAAGAAACCAUUGAUACUGUCCAAGAAUAUACAUAUUUAGGGCCGGCUAUUUAACUUUUGACAGGGGGGGUGGGGUGGGUGAUUUUGAAAAAAGAUUUCCUGCAAGCGCUUGUCGGAAGAAAAAAAUUGCAUGCAGCACAAAUGUAAUAGAAAGCUUAUGGGGAAAAAAGGAAAAAAAUAUCCUGACCACCAGAUUGCUAGAAAAAAAAUUCUUGAUGACCAGAAAUCACCCACCCCCUCCCUCAAGAGUUAAAUGGUCGGCCCCUUAGGAACCCGUAUCUCCUCAACCGGUAAUUGUAAUAUCUCACUCGAACACUUGAAAGAGAAGGCUCUUCAUGCUCUUUUUAGUUCAAGAAAACACACAAACUUCAGCAAAUUAAAACCAUCU